CUUGCUCUCGCUCCUCCCAAAUCUCAGACUGCUGAUCUAGACCAUCUUAGCGCAUGCGACUCCUUACGCCUUUUGCUACAUUCACCCUUGCCACUUUGUUUGGGCCAAUAAACAGAGUACUAUGUAGCUCUCAUCAGAGCGAACAGGCUCUCUUUUCGAGGCCGUCUGGGACGGCGGGAGAUGAUUCCGACUCUUUCAAAUGGCGCUGGGAUGCUAAACCGGAUCCCGACGGAACGAGUAACAUGAUCUUCCGUGCCGUUUCCUCCCUGCUGCAAGAGUGGCCCAACAUGUGGUAUCGCAAUGGACAUGCAAUCAUGCCAGCAUCCAUACCUCCGGGGACCACGAUUUACCACGGCAGACGCGACACGAUAAUCCCUGACGAGCCCGACUGGCUCGCGUUUGAUCCCGACCACUCAUACGUAUUUUGUGCCGGGACAUGCGUGUUGCAGACUUAUGUGACGACAAGAGAGAUAAGGCUGGCGUACUUUGACGGAGCAAGUGGAUCCAACUUGCCGACAGGCCCAUUUGACACAUCAGAUCUCUUACUAUGGGGAAAGCCGAGGCCGGAAAUGUUGAUGCAAGAGUGGGAGAGGGCUGUAGAGAUCUGUGAUUGGGGUAAAAGAUGGAACUUAGAUGGGAUCAUAAGGAUGGAGCAUGACUUCGAGAUCGUUUAUUGCAAUUUUACGGACGGGUUAGAGCUCAUCAGCAAUUCCGAACUAAUUCCUCGUUGGGGCAGCCGACGACCUCCAGAGAACAAGGACAACACCACGAUCGCUGCCACGACCGUCGACCCAUAUACCUCUUCAUCCUCGUCUACCCUCAGGACUCGGUCCCAGUUCCUAUAUCCAUCCCUACAGACACAAAAUCGUAAACCACCGUUCCCACCAGGUGGCCCUGUCUAUAAUAUCCCAAAGGUCCCCGAGAAUUGGGAGGGAAGCCUCAGGGAUGGGGCGAGCUCGUGGUGGGAGACUCUACAGGCCGGGGGUAAUCAUUAUCAUUUUCCUGGUGAGACGAGGAUAAACAUUGGUGUUUCGAGGAUGGUUUCCUUCUUGGACGCGAAAUACAGCAGUCUGAAGGAACUUAGGAAAGGGAAGAAGUUUAUCGAGUGGCGUGCAGCUGGUGGGAGCAAUGCGGAUGUCCAGGCCUUCAGAGAUGAUGUGAGGGAUGCUUUCGAUGCGGAGGACUGGGCCACACUGCGUCCAAAGAGUAGAGUAGACUGGACUGGAUUGGUCAAGGUCAUUGUGGACCGUUACGGGAAACACCUCGAGCUCCUCCACUCCGUUCUAGGAGACAAGACAACACGCAACACCACCGAGCGUGCCGAACUUGCGCGCGAGAGGCUCUUCAUUAUCCUCACACCAUACAUGCUCAAAACCAUUGUCCCAUCUAAGAACAGCACCAGCUUCUCCGAUGGCUCCAUCCCGAGCACGGAUACGGCCUGGGUAGCCCCAAUGGCAACUCUCUGCGCCCGAAGCUAUACACAUUUCACAAAGUACCUGCCCGUGGACCUCACACCCUCGGAACACCUCAUCCAAACCUCCAUCGAAGACGUUCUCUCCCAGAUCUGCCGUGUCCUCUCCACAAUGUGGGUCGACGCCUUCCCCAUCGAACGCCUCAUCGACUCUUCGACCUCCUCCAACUCGGACCACGACUCAAACCCCGCUCUGCAGCAACUCGAGCGCACUCUAGCCAUCUGGGAAUCAGAAGUCACCUGGUUGAUGGAAUGGCUAGACUGGAGCGUCUGGGGCGGAUGCAAGGAUGGAUGCAAGGACGACGAGAUGUGUUACAUUCCUACUGUUCCUCCCGAAUUCGGGAGCCCAGAACUCGGAGGCAGGUGUCUUUCGCGGUUGGAAAUUCCGGAUUUUCUGGAGAAACUAAUGUAGUAGUAUGGAGGGAGCCUUUUUCGGGAGGAAUUUGAUAUUUUACUCGUCCCGAUGGGUUGCAAAGCCGUCAUCCUUUCGUCCAAUCAUCUAUUUCUAAGUUUACGCCA
Stereum hirsutum FP-91666 SS1 is the source of this 1990-nucleotide messenger RNA. RefSeq lists its product as uncharacterized. Bases 54 to 1883 code for a protein of 609 amino acids. Lineage: Eukaryota; Fungi; Basidiomycota; Agaricomycetes; Russulales; Stereaceae. The record is from RefSeq and is a predicted model, not a curated record. The transcript has 7 exons.